This is a messenger RNA of Limulus polyphemus (Atlantic horseshoe crab), 7397 nucleotides long. Its product is annotated as zinc finger protein Xfin-like. The record is from RefSeq and is a predicted model, not a curated record. Gene Ontology annotation, cellular component: nucleus. NCBI's taxonomy places the organism in Eukaryota, Metazoa, Arthropoda, Merostomata, Xiphosura, Limulidae. Gene Ontology annotation, biological process: regulation of gene expression. Bases 1110 to 6992 code for a protein of 1960 amino acids. The transcript has 3 exons.
AAAAGUUUUCACAAUUGAAAGUAUGUAGCGCUAUUUACGUGUGGUUUAAAAUCAUCCUUGUGUUUUAAAACAAAACAUCGUGUUGAUUGAUUUCUAAGCUACAAAUAAUCGAAACAAGUACGUGACAAGCAGUUAAACGUUGGAUGGUCAUUUGAAAUAUUAACACUAACCGUAAUAGGCCUACAGUGAUACAGUAAGAACUGUAGAAACGUAGUUUAAUUCUUAUCAUUCUUUACUACGGCAGAUCAAACUAGACGUCACAAUCACAUGUAACGUCUUUAGGCAGUACCUUUGGCUAGGAACUAAUUAUUGAAAUCGUUUGAUGAACGAGAGGGCCUCCAUACAAAUUCAUUUAAAAUGAAGAAGCACUUAUUAACAGGGGUCUAAAUGUUCUUAUUUAUGGGUAAUAUUUGGAAAUAAACAGGUACGGUGAAGAUGAAGAUGUUACUGAAUAUUAUAUAGGAAAAUUCAGGUCAAAUAAAAGGUGAACACAUUGAAAAAAGAUUUUCAAAUGACAAAAUGCAAAAUUCAUCAAAAACAAGAUGUGAUUAAGAGUAAGACAUGACACAAAGGGUAUUUUCUCAAUCUUCAGACCAAUUUUCGCCAAAGGUAAAGGACACACCAAUCGUAGUGAUUCCAAAGUUACUGACCUGCUACUACUUCUACCAGUACAUUAGACCCAAUAUUAAUAUAUCUUUUGUUUGGAAGCAAACAUUUUUUUAUCUGUUUGUCUACCCGUAGGUUCCUACUAGGUACGAGUUCUGUCAGCCAAAGACUAUAUACUCUGAUAGCUGAAGAUCUGCUGUUCACCUGUGCUUCAAGGAUGGUACUCACGCGGUCACGUGACAGCCUUCCUUCCUGCUCUCCAAUCCUCGCCAGCUUUCAGAGCUGCCCUUGGUUGUAGAACCACACGGCUUAUGUUCCCGAACUGUUCAGUGAGCCGAGCUGGCCAACAGUUGGAUUUCAUAGAAAGAGAAUAUCCAUUUUUCCUAGAUAGUGUGAUUUGUAGCUUGAACAAAAGAAUAUCUGCAUGAAUUGUUCUUUCUCUUCUCAAAAUAUGUAUAAAUUUGAUGUCAACCUGUGAUCUCCAUGUAACUAAUCAUUGAAAUAUGUCUACUUCAGAAGAAAAGUUUCUGUGUAAUACAUGCAACUAUGAAGCUGCAAGUCAACACAUUUUGGCCCGACAUAUAGCCAUUGCUCAUUCAGCCAAAGUUUUCAGCUGUCCACUGUGUCCUUUUGUUUCUCGGUACCAAGCAAACUUGUACAGACACAAGAGGGUUAUUCAUGGAAUACGUCGCACUUCUACCUGUGACCUGUGUGGAUAUGUAGCCCCAAAUGAAGCCUCAUUGUGCUACCAUAAAGAAAGCUUUCAUCAACAAGUUGUAGUGAAAGAGAAGAAACAUUAUGAAAAUCAGAGGAAAAUUCAUUUAGAAGGAGAGUAUCAUAUUGGCAGAGGUGGCAAUGUAAAUAAUAAUGAAUUAUUAUCUUUGCCACUUUCUUUACCAGCUAAUGAAAAGAAUGAAUCUGACGAACUAAUGAACAAAAACUUUGGUUCCUCUCUUUGUAAUUCUAACAUUAUAGCAGGAACACAAGGUUUUGAAAACUCUCUAGAACUUUUAGAAGAGGCUUCAUUUUUUGAUUCAAUGCCUUCAACAUCAGUAGGAAGUAGUCUUGGAGGUUCAGAAUUAGGACCAGUUCGUAUUCGUCGAAAAUACACAUGUGAACUCUGUAAUCUAGUCACAAUAAACCCUAGAGAAUUCCUUUAUCAUAGACAGCAAGUUCACAGAGAAAGAAUAACUGUUUAUGAAUGUCCAUACUGCCUAUAUGCUUCAAAGCAUUUUCAGAAAUUACAGCGACACUGUGGUAUGGUCCACCAGAAGGUACUAAAACCUUUCGGGGGAAACAAAUUGAAAGAUUUAGAAAAAUUAACAAUGAUGAACAAACCUGUGGUUGAAAGUGAACAAAGUAAAGAAUAUUCUGAACAAAGAAAUAUGGUUCCUAUUGAAAGUAUAGCUUUAAAAUGUACAAAAGAGAACUAUCAAUGCUCUAAGUGUCAUUUUCGUGCAAAGAGUAAGAUGAUUUUAAUUCAACAUGAAAAAAUAUCUCACCUAAAGAAAAAAUUCUUUCGUUGUUUACAGUGUGAUUAUGUUACCAAUGAAAAAGCUAGGUAUACAAAGCACUGUAAAUAUCAUUCUCUACCAAAAGUCAAGUGUGAGUUUUGUAAUUUUACAACAACCUAUAAGUGGAAUCUGGAUAGGCAUAUGAAAAAUCAUCUUCAUGAUGAAAUGUUCAAAUGUGGAAAGUGCAGUUAUACCUGUCACUCUGAGCAAGCUUUGAAAAGUCAUACACUUCAACAUCAUGACUCUUCUCUAGGUGAACAAAUGGACGAGAUUGAAAAGAAAAACCUGAGGACCAGUUCUGCUAAUGAAGAAGAGAGAAGUUCAUCUAUAGAAGAACAGCAACCAGGAAACUCAAAAGAAACGUGUAAUUCACAAAGUACUGAAAAAGAUAGCCUAACCAUUGUGACAGAAGAAAAAACCAUUGACAGCUCUGAUUCUAAUUUUGCUGUGAAACAAGGAAAAGUAUACAAGAAGAAUUAUAAAUGUAGCUAUUGUUCUUAUCGUGCAGCCUGGCCAUCAGAUCUUAAGAAACAUGAAAGCUGUCACAUUUCCAAGAAAUUGCAUUCUUGCCCUAUUUGUGGAAUGGGAUUUGACAUGCUUCCUUCUUUAGCACAUCACCUCAGGCAUCUGCAUGAGAAUAGUGAUCAAGCAAACAGUAUUGCUUAUGUUAUAGAAAUGGUUUCAUCAGGACAGGCUAACAAAAAAAUGCCAAUUCUUAAAACUUUGCUGUCGGAAUGCUUAGGAGAGGAAAUGCAAUCUAGUGGUAGAGUUCAGCCAGCAUCAGAUAGCUCUGAAAAUUCUCUAGCUUCUUCAUCUUAUGAUAUGCAGGUGCAAACCCCUCGCAUGUCAGCAUCUUUGCAGAAUUUUAAAUCUGACAAGCCAAUGCCUACAUGUGCUGUGUGUGGCUACAAGACACGGUGGAUGUCUGAGUUAGAGAAACAUAGGCGUGUCCAUUCUGGAGAAAAACCCUUCAAGUGUACCUAUUGUAAUUACAGGUGUAAGUGGAGAGGAGACUUAACAAGACACAUCCAAAAAUACCACCCAGAAAAACCUGUGGGGCCACUGGUCAAUAAAAAACCUGUCUUAAAGAUGAAAAUAAAGAAUCCUAGAAGUUCCCUUCCAACAAUUUCCAGUUAUAUUACAAGUGAAAAUGUUUCAAAAUCUGAAACAGUUGAACAUAAGGACCAGAAUAAACCAUCAAUAUUUAGUGUAGAAGGUGUUUCUCAUAUGCAACCUACAAGUUUAAAAAAAUCAAAUAUAGAAAUCUCUGUAAACCAAGAUAUGCCUUUAGAUUUGAGUAUCAGUGCUAAAAGAUUGAACUCAAAAAUUCAGGAAGAAUCAGGUGAAGAAAAUGUUCCUGGCAAGUCUCUGAAAACAUAUUCAGAUGCAGAAGAAAUAAGUGUAGAUUCAGUAAAAAAUACAAAAAGUGAAGUGAAACAAACCGGACAAGAGUAUGCUAUUAAUUCUUCCUUGGUAACGACUAAAAUUGUUAAAAAAUAUCAGUGUGCAUACUGCCCAUUCAUAACUCGUACAGCAUCGCGUUUCCAUGUUCACAUUGUACAGCAUUUCAAUAGAAAACCAUUCAUGUGUUCAGCCUGCUGCUACAAAUCUAACUGGCAAUGGGAUAUCACAAAACAUAUCAAAAUGAAAAUGGUGAGAGAUGGCAAUCACCAAGGAGCAACCUGUUUAUUAACUGAUGAAACAGGUAGAAGGGACUAUGAAAAAUACAAAGACUUCUUGAUAGAUGUACCUCUAGAAAUGAAGUCCUCAAAAAAUAAAGAUUGUGUGUUAUCUGAUAGUACAGAGAGUUUUGAUGCCAAUGAAUAUUCUAUGAACAGUGACCAAAACUCCCCAGAUUUAAAUGGGAACAUGGUUAGUAUUGUUGUGACACCAGACAUUCCAUUUCCUGUGGAGGAUUUUAAUGAGCAAGCAUUACAGAUAGACUCUGCAACUACAGAAAGUACAGUUAGACCAGAAACUAAGUACUUUUACUGCAGUCAUUGCAAUUUUCAACAUAUUGCAAAGAAGGUCGUUGUUAGCCACAUGGCAGUUCAUGCUGGUCUUAAGCCAUUCCGUUGCCGAAGUUGUGGCUUGGUCUCAAAUUGGCGGCAUGUCAUUUUAAGACAUAUUAAGAGCAGGCAUGAAGGAAAUCUUGAAGACUUGGAGGAACGCAUUACUGUCUCUCAACAAGGAAGAAAUCUCUACUUGUCAGAAGUGCAUUCUGGAGAUAAAGAUUUAAGCUUCCCAAGUGAACCUACAUCAGAACUACUGAGUUGUCAGGUGUGUCCGUACACCUGUGUGAAACACUCUCAUAUGAAACUCCACAUGAAGCAACAUCAACCAAGGGAAGGAGCUGUGUUUAAAUGUUUGUAUUGUCCUUACUAUGUGAAGUUUAGGAAACCUCUCAGACGGCACAUGAAAUUACAUACAGAGGCCUCUGAAAACUGUCAAGCUUCCCAGAAAUGUCACAGUCUUGAAAAUGAUAGCACUGCAUUAACAUACAGCAAAAAUAAGAUGGAAAUAUAUCAAAAUGUAGUUCAAGUAACCAAGAGUAGUUUACCAAGGAAACCAGCAACACACAUUUACACUGGGAUUGCAGCAAUGUUCAAGAAGUAUUCCUGUGAUGGCUGUCCUUAUAAAACUGAUAAUAGAUCUCAGUUUUUAUACCAUAAACAGUUCCAUCGUCCUAACAGUCUUGCUUCCCACAGAUGUACUGUGUGCUCAUAUUGGGCAAAACGUCAGCAUCUUAUAAUUCAACACAUGAAAGUUCACAAAGAUGACAAUAGUUCUGAACCAUCUCAAACAAAACUAGGUCAGGAGGAUAAGGAAAAACAAGAAGAAAAGCCAGCAGAUGACAAAUCAGAAGGUAGCAAGAUCAAAAUGUACAAAUGUCACUAUUGUCCAAUGACGAGCAAACAUAGGACUAAUGUGCUUAGUCAUGAAGCAAUGCAUGAAAAAGAUUCUCCUUCCAAAUUUGCUUGCCCAUUGUGUAACUAUCAUUGCAAUAACUUGGGAGUUCUCAGUGGGCAUUUAAAGCUUCACCAAGAAAGUGAGGUUGAUCAGUUUCUAAAUUCAGCAUCAAGAGGAGUAGAGAGUUGGAAUGAGAAAGAACCUGUGCCACUGAAGCAAAAAUCUACAGAUAGAAACUUGUCAUUAGCAAAUAACUCUGAUCCAUUGGGAGCUGCCUCUUCUAAAGGAUCUCUUAUUAUGGUGAGGAAAAAAGUAUUUAGCUAUUUCUGUACCAAAUGUCCAGCUGUAUUUAAAAGCACAGCAGAUUUUAAGAUACACAAAAGUUUUCAUGGGUCUAAUUAUCCAUUUUCCUGUCCACAUUGUGAUUAUCGGGCAAAGCACAAGCCUCAUCUUCAUAAGCAUUUCUUUGUUCAUACUCCAGCCUAUGCAGCCAAGCGAGAAGCAUCAUUUGGGCCUCCAGUUGAAAAAUUUCAGGAAAAUAAUUCUGUACAAGAUCAGAAGUUGGCUUCAGAAGAUAGUGUUCCUGUUGAAUCACUGGUAGACAAUAUCAAUGGUAAAUUGGAACAAAAUCCAAAUUCUAUCGGUCAGUUACUGUUACACGAAGAGGCAGAGACUAGAUCCUUUUGUGAUAGACAUGAAAUUCAAUCUUCUCAGAAGCUUCAUGAAUGUUUAUUUUGCCCUGCCAAGUUGUAUAAACAAUCAACUCUUCAAUUUCACAUGCAGUUGCAUGAUGGAAAUGGAUCACUUGCUUGUUCUUCUUGUUCUUAUGCAGUUGACAGUAUAGACAAUUUGACAACUCAUGUUAGGCUUCAUUCUAAAGAUUUUGAUGUCUUCAAAAAAGUAGAAUCAAAAACCCAAACUGUCCACUCCUGUCCCAAGUGCCCUGCUGUGUUCACUAAAAUUGCACGGUAUGAACGUCAUAUCACCCUACAUGGACAGAGUAAUAGAUAUACUUGUGAUAAAUGUGAUUACUCUGUAAAAUUUGCAGCUAACUUACAGAAGCACAAGCCUGUCCAUGAGAGAGGUCAGAUCCAGACUUAUGCUAAAAAUGUUUCCUCAUUAUUUAACAAAGAACCUGAAUUAUUUAAAGCUCAGCCAUCACUGACAGAUUAUAUCAAUCUUCAAGUCAAUGAACUUCCUGAAGAAAGAGAAAAAAAACUCUUUCAUUGUGACCGAUGCCCAUAUGUCAAUCAGCGUAAAGAUGCUGUCCAAAGUCAUCAGAAACGCCAUGGUGCCACAGGGGGUGUCAGUUGUCCCUAUUGUGACUACACUACUAUGCAGCCAUCAUGUUUGAGGGAUCACAUGAGAAGUCAUCUUCAACCCCAAGCUCUUCUGAAGGCACAGAGUUUUCUGAAGUAUGAUACUAUGGAAAUCUGGAUCAUUGAAGAUGAAACCAAAGAUUUGUUCUUUAGAGAUAGAGGACAAUCUUUCACAGAUGAUCGCUUCUUGUCUCCCUUUGAAGAAACUUCAAUUGAGGGUCCCUCAAAUAGCAGUACAAUUGCAUUAUUAAAUAGCAAUGUGGGUGUAAAUGAAUCUGAUGAAUUAGCUGAAGAACAUGUUAAAACAGUUGGAAAAAUAAGAGAGAAUAGAUCUUCUGUUGCUGAAGAAGAAACAUUAGAGUCAGUAAUAAAGAUGGAUCUACCAAUAGAAGGUGAAGAUACAAAUAAAUCCAUUCUUACUGUAGUUGUUCCUAAUAAAAUAGAAAACAAAAUAAAAGUUAUUAAAGAUGCUCUUAGUCAACAUAACAAACUUGAAGUUGUAUUAACAGAUGUCUUGGAAAAUGUACUCAUGAAUCACCCAGAAAAAGAAAAAAUGAAGUAUCAAACCAAGAUGGUGAUAAAAAUGACAAAAAAAAUAGUAAAGAAAACUAUAAUGAAAAUAGUCACAUGGAACAGGGGUUAGACAAUAGUGAAGAGCAUCUGGAAACAAAAUGUACAAAAAAUGAUCAACUUGAAUCACAACAUACACAAAAUUGUAAACAAGUCAUCAGCAUGGAUCAACAUUUAAGUGGAACAGAUAAAAAGACAGACAUUUGUAAGCUAACAAACUAUGUUGAUCGUGGAUCAAGUGAAACAAGAAAUCAACUUGGAUCAGAAAAUAUAGAAAGUGACAAACAAGAACACGACAAAAAUGUGCAGUCAGGAGAAAAAGAUAAGCAACCUGACUUGGAAUAUACAGAAAAGGAUGUACACAAAGAAAAUAGCAUUAACCAAAGAACAGGUGUGCCAGAUGAGCAACUGGAACUAGAAAAUAGGAAAAAAUAUAAACAAGAACACAGUGAGAAUUUUGGAAGAGCAAAAAUAUUUA